This is a messenger RNA of Scatophagus argus, 1124 nucleotides long. RefSeq lists its product as uncharacterized. The record is from RefSeq and is a predicted model, not a curated record. The coding region runs from base 1 to 984 and encodes 327 amino acids. The transcript has 6 exons. Gene Ontology annotation, molecular function: DNA binding. NCBI's taxonomy places the organism in Eukaryota, Metazoa, Chordata, Actinopteri, Scatophagidae.
AUGCUAUCCUCGCUUAGCCCAGAAUCAGUCGGCUGCAAGGGAGUCACUCUUGCCAGCUUACAUGCUAGUGACUCCCUUGGUCUUGCUUCUGUGUUUUUACUAACAGAAAAGGAGUCUACACUCAAAAUUGCUGAACGGGAGCUUUUGGAAGAAGACCAACCAAAGGGAAAAAAAAGAAAGAGGUUACCCAACAAACUCUACCUUAACACCCAGGAAGAAUCUGUAGGCCUAGUUGCCAAAAAGAAAAACUACAAACUCCUUGCGUCAAGACGGUCUGAAUUAGAGGUUCUCUCCCAAGACGAACCCAUCCUCAGCUCAGAGGACACUGAGACACUUGCGGAUGAGAUCAAGGCUCUCAAGGAAGAAAAUCAAAGACUUCGUGAACAACAAAGUGGAGAAUCUUCUGCAGCCACCAAAGACCUCGAGAGCCAACUCAAAGCUUUGAAUAAAGAAAACACAAGGCUGCGCAAAAUAGCAGUAAAGGAAAUCCCAUCACUUCUGGCGGCUGUUAGGACCCUCAUUGCGGACAAGGUCACCAGCAGCUCCAGCUAUGAAGGGGAAAGUGAAUAUGAGGCCAGUGCUGCUACACCAUCAUCUGCUGCAGCAUCACCUCCUCCACCCGCAUCUCCCACACCUCCCAAAUCAACAACAGUGAAACUAGGGAAUGAUGACUCCACCAGAGUGUCAGCACAUUGCUGGGAGACAGCAAAAGCUCAGGCCACAGCAAAAGGCAUGGCCCGCACCCUCCUGCUGGGCCUAUUCAGUGUUGAAGUUCUACUGAAAUCGAACCUAACCGGAGGGCUUAACAAAGUGGAUCCUACAGCUGAGAGGCGUCAACCCCUAGAUCCAGUCAAGCUGAAAGCUUUACUUGAUGCAGUUGUGCAGAAGCAUCCGGGGGUGAAGAUUUCAGAAAUACGAACGGCCCUUAACAAAAGGAUUUGUGAGUUACGGCACCAGCAGAAGAUAAAGUCCAUGGUCAACUGAGUGAGCAUGUGUGACACUUAACACUUUUGAUUGAUUGUUCCUGUUUUGUUUUUUUUUCCACAAGGGACACUUGCACUGUUGCACUGAUUUUUAUUUUUUAUUUUUUUUAUUUUAUUAUUUUUUACAUCCGUAUUGAAGCU